Messenger RNA from Dermacentor albipictus, 1156 nucleotides. NCBI's taxonomy places the organism in Eukaryota, Metazoa, Arthropoda, Arachnida, Ixodida, Ixodidae. The record is from RefSeq and is a predicted model, not a curated record.
GUCCGUACCCUCCGCCAUGCGUUACCUACGCUGUACGCAAAUAUCGGGACAAGUUAUGCGUGCUAUGGCCUUGUGGUAAGGCUCCACCGCAAUGCUGUGAACAACGAAAGCCGUCUGUUUCGGGAAAACGAAACCUCGGCGCCGUGCCACUGAAAUCCCAGCGGUGGAAUACAUUUCUCGGUGCUUUAACUUUGAGUAUAGCUCGGGAGUCGGCAUUCCAAGACGGUCGCCAUGCAUCCUGCAAUCGUAGCAGCUCUCAUAGCCUUCGUUUAUAGUGGACGCGCAACAUGCACCAAUGUGACCUGCACCACUAACGGCGACUGCACCGAUGGAAAAAUGUGCGUCACACAUUACAACUACACCUCCGGAUCAAAUUGCAAGACGCAGGGCCACUGCAUCGCUGUCACCGACAAGACGUGCUCGUGUCUCGAAGGAUACACCUGCCGACAAAAGGACUGCCCUAAAUCACCUUACGAAUGUGUCAUCAUCGAAAACGACGAAACAAGAUGCGGCGGUAAAAACGCCCCCACCUGCAAGGACGGCGAAGUCUGCGCCUACGUCUUCCAGGACGUCUACUGCUACGAGUGUCCUUGCUACUACACGCACGACGUCACGUGUCUCAAGAUCACCAAGCAACAUGGCGCCUGUGGGCCGAAUGCCAUCGCCGAAGUCAGCGGCCGCCGGAAGUACAGCUGCGACGGCUGCAAGUCGGCCACCGCUGUGCUCACCCCGCCUACAAUCAGUCCCGGACCCUGAACACUCUCCUCCGCGCGUUACGAGAAGCGAAAGAAGCGUGCAUACAACUCUGGACUGUUUGCAGCCCCCACAUUUCCUACCGUACAGACCCAAAAUAAAUGGGCCUCUCUGAAAUUGACCGAAACCGUGCGCUGAGUCAUUCAGCCUAUAGCCGGGUAGACUGAUCGACUGAUAUUCGACUGAUCGUUCCGAAGAUUCCCUGAGAGACGUCGCUUUGCUAUGGACGGUUGGACUAUGGACACGUCACAGGCACAGACAGAGACGUUCAGGCGGAGCAGCUGCCCGACUCAACCUAACACCUAACAACGGUAUAGAGUCACGUAAGAAAGGAUCGAAGCUGUAUUUGGAAAACAUAUUGGCUGAUUUAGUAUCUUAAUAAAGCCUAGUAUUGCUGCUAUAA